ACCUGUCCAGAGGAAAAGUUGCCCAGUUGCCCAUAGCAACCAAUCAGCUCACUUCUUUCAUUUUUAACAAGGCCUCUGCAAAAGGAACUACAAAAACGACAAAGAGGAGCGCUCCAUGGUGCAGAUAAACGAUGACAAAGGAAACGUUGAUGUAAAGAAUGUGCUUACCAAUAUCGAUUGUGCAAAGGCCAGCACAACUUGGAGAAAAGCGUAGUCUACUAUAUCUGGAUUACAGUAUUUGGUGAAAUUGGGCAGUGCUGUAGAUACAGUAAUAUGGACACAUGGGACAGUGGAAGGAUCAUGUUUCACAUGCUGGUCAGCAGACUGUCAGUGCCCAAUGACAAGACUGUCUGAGCCACAACUGAGAUACAGACUGGCAGGUCUCCUUCAACAUAGCCUUUUAAUGUUCUGUAAGCAUGCAGCAGUGAGACAUCUUCAUGGAAAAACAACCCUGAUGUGACCUCCAAUACAUUAUGUAAUAAGGUGCAUUUUUCCAAACCAGAUUAAAAAUCUCAUUAACCUGAACCACAAUGGAUUUGUACAGCUUACCAAAUGAAACCGGUCCAGACAAUGAGACAUUAGACAUGCUUGGAAACCCAGUCAUACGGUUGGCCUUACCUGUGGUGUAUUCAUUUGUGACUUUAAUAAGUAUUCCUGGAAAUAUAAUUUCACUUUGGAUUCUGAUACGUCACUCUAAACCCAUGACGUCUUCAAUAAUUCUCAUGAUUAACUUGAGCAUUACAGACCUUGCACUUGCCAUGCUUCUCCCCUUCCAAAUACACUACCAUUUAAAUGGGAAUGACUGGAUAUUUGGAAAUGAACUUUGUAAUGUGGUGACCAUCAUGUUUUAUGUGAAUAUGUACGGUACCAUAUUAACAAUCAUGCUGAUAAGCCUUGAGCGAUACUUAGGCAUUGUUUACCCAAUUAAAUCAAAAAUGUGGAGGAAAAAAAGGUAUGCGGUGGGAGCCAUUCUUCUAAUUUGGCUGCUGUUAUUAAUUGCAUUGUACCCUAUGGAGUCGACGGAUCUAAUAUAUAAAGUGAAGAAUCCAAACAUCACAACGUGUUUUGAUGUUCUCAAAUGGACAAUGUUACCAAACCUCUUAUCUUGGGCAUUCUUCAUCAUUGGACUUUUCCUUUUCUUUUUUUUUAUUCCAUUUUUCAUAACUGUGGCUUGUUAUGUCUGUAUUAUAAGGAAAUUGAUUCAAACAUCCAACAGGCAUGGUGCUGGAUAUGAAAGAAGAUCUAUUAAUCUUGCUAUAUUUGUCCUGGUAGUAUUUAUCACCUGUUUUGCCCCAAACAAUUUUAUCCUUCUGCUGCACACAAUUGUUCGUCUGUUCUAUAAAAAAAGUUUUUACCAUGCUUACAAACUGACACUUACGUUGAGCUGUUUAAGCAGUUGUGUGGACCCUUUCCUCUAUUACUUUGCUUGUAAAGAAUUUCGGAAAAAAGCAUUAGAGUUGUUGGACUGCCGAUCACGAGGCAACGACUGGUCUGAAACCAGACGAGAAAGCUUGUUCUCCGCACUGACUUUUUCCAGUGGACAGGGUGAAGUCCCAGACAACGGGAAAAAACACAGAUGUAACAGUAACCGCCAGGAGAGCGAUAUGUAAAGAUUAUUGUACCCUAAUUCUAUGAGGGAACUGAAGUUUAUUUUUUUGUUCACCUAAUAGUGAGAUCUCAGUUCAUUAGCAUUUGGAUAAAGAACUUGAAACUACAAAGGCAGCGCUUUCAGCUCUGGAGAUGUUUUUUAGAUGAAGUUUACGAGAUGGCGUAGAUUUCCACUUUAAUUUAUGUCACUUUCUGGUGUAAAUGAUGACAAAUGCAGUGGGCCAUGGAGGUCAUGUCCUCUUUACACCAAGCCCCCAAAAAGUGACAAGCUUGGAGUAAAAAUAAUUUUAUCUCAAAUGAGCUUUGCGCAAAAAUGUGUGGCUCCCCCCCCCCCCAUAAAACUGGCAUGUUUGGUAAAUCGCCCCCCCCCCCCCUUCUUGUAAGUGCUUCAUGAGACAUUACAGGGUUGGUAUAUAUUCCUAAUAAAUUAUAACCGAACAGAUUAGCAAACUUCAAGCAGAUAGGAAGUGAUGUCCUCACUUAAAAGGGUUGUCCAGGAAAAAACCCUAUACUUGCUGCCUCUCUGGUCAUGUAGCACGAGACAUUGUCUUUUUUCAAUGUUUACCUGCUGUCUGCGCAUACACAAAAAAAUAAAAAAUAAAAAAUACUCCCAAAAGUGUUAUCAGUCAUUUUACUGACCAUCGAAUACGGAGUUGUCUAACAUUACAUUACAGUAUUAAACAAUCCAUUUUUAAGAAGGACUGAUGAAUGAGAAUGACUGAAGUACAUGUGUAUAUUGCUACUGUUUUUGUUACAGGUCAAGUGUAAUUACAAUUUAUGUUCAGUCUAUAUAGCUGCAUUGGGUUUACGCAAUUCUAUUCAUUUCACAAAUGACACAU
This is a messenger RNA of Hyla sarda, 2447 nucleotides long. RefSeq names its product P2Y receptor family member 8 (gene P2RY8). The record is from RefSeq and is a predicted model, not a curated record. Gene Ontology annotation, cellular component: membrane. Bases 531 to 1610 code for a protein of 359 amino acids. NCBI's taxonomy places the organism in Eukaryota, Metazoa, Chordata, Amphibia, Anura, Hylidae. Gene Ontology annotation, molecular function: G protein-coupled receptor activity. Gene Ontology annotation, biological process: phospholipase C-activating G protein-coupled receptor signaling pathway; positive regulation of Rho protein signal transduction. The transcript is spliced from 6 exons.